CGUCCUCCCAUUGCUCGAGGCAACACACAAGUAACACAGGGAGCACAGAUACGUUCGGCCAUACCGAAGAUGGCUAAGCUUGCCGCAUUGGCUAUGGUAGCGUUGCUUGGCUGCGUGGCGCGGACGUGCCACGCUUCAGGGUAUGGUGGGUAUCCCAGCCCGGGCACGCCUAGCAGCUACCCUCCACCUCCACCCAGCCCAACGCCAACCCCGCCUAGCCCGAGCCCUCCUCCUGCUGCGCCGGCGCUCGCGAUCGGACACUACUACAAGACAUGCUACAAAGCUGAACAGAUCGUGAGGGAUUCAGUGAGAAAGGCGGUGUAUGCCAACCGCGGCAUCGGCGCCGGGCUCAUCCGCCUUUUCUUCCACGACUGCUUCGUCAGGGGGUGCGACGCCUCGGUCCUCCUCGACCCGACGCCGGCCAACGCUCAGCCAGAGAAGCUCGGCAUCCCCAACUUCCCGAGCCUGCGCGGCUUCGAGGUGAUCGACGCGGCAAAGGCGGCGCUCGAGGAGGCCUGCCCUGGAGUCGUCUCGUGCGCGGACAUCGUCGCUUUCGCUGGCCGCGAUGCCACUUUCUUCCUCAGCAACGGGAGGGCGUAUUUCGACAUGCCGGCCGGCCGCUACGACGGGAACGUGUCCCUCGCCAGCGAGACCCUCCCCAACCUGCCUCCGCCCUUCGCCACCCUCCAGACGCUCAAGGACAUGUUCGCCUCCAAAGGGCUCACCGCCGACGAGAUGGUCACCCUCUCCGGCGCACAUAGCGUCGGGGUCUCCCACUGCUCGUCCUUCUCGGACCGCCUCCCUCCCAACCCCUCUGACCCCUCGGCCAUGGAUGCCACGCUCGCCGCGUCUGUGCAGGUAAAAUGCAACCGCACUGGUGACCCCGUGGUGGUGCAGGACUUCAGGACCCCGGGGGACCUAGACAACCAGUAUUACAAGAACGUGCUCGAUAAAAAAGUAUUGUUCAAGUCGGACGCCGCACUCCGUUCGUCGGAGACUGGGGCACAAGUGCUCCUCAACGCCUGGAUCCCUGGGCAGUGGGAGCAAAAGUUCAAGGCGGCCAUGGUGAGGAUGGGCAGUAUCGAAGUGAAGACCAGGGCCAACGGGGAGAUCAGAAAACAGUGCCGGUUUGUGAACUAGCUAAGCGGUGGAUCAAAAUAUCACAAGAAUUGACGCAUAUCUUAUCUUGAUUCUCCACGCUGGAGACUCAUGAGAAUAUGCUAAUGGUUUAUGUAUGUGCCAUUUUCGAGUUAUCGUUGCUGUUUGAUUUCAGAUACGGUUAUUUUUAGCAAAAAUAACUAUGACUAUUUUUGCAUUACAUGUACCGACAUUUUCCGUGCACUUGAUUAAUUAAAGAGAUUAUAAUUA
Molecule: messenger RNA, 1368 nt
Organism: Triticum aestivum (bread wheat)
Lineage: Eukaryota; Viridiplantae; Streptophyta; Magnoliopsida; Poales; Poaceae
Product: peroxidase 2
Exons: 2
Coding region: 70-1140 (356 amino acids)
Biological process (GO): response to oxidative stress; hydrogen peroxide catabolic process
Molecular function (GO): peroxidase activity; heme binding
Source: RefSeq, a predicted model, not a curated record